AUGGGAGUGUUGAGAAGGAAGGUAUUCUUCAGGCAGCUUGACAAUUUGCUACGACGCUGGCUAGAAAUCGGGAUGAAGGAAGGGGGGAAGAAAUCGGGGGGUAAAUUGAAGGAAGACGGACAUAACAGUCUAUCAAAGGAAUCCACGGCUCCUCGCAAAAAGGAAACUGCUACUUUAUAUCUGGCUUGGGGCCUGGGACAACAAAUCCCACUGUACAAUAAAGUCUGGAAGCAGUGUGCGGUACCAGCUGGGAAAGAUGUUUCCAUGCAUGCCUUGCCACAAGAUUUCAUUGAAAAGCAGAGAGCGUACUUUGCCGAGAUUGAUGCAUUUGAACUGCCAGAAGAGGAGGUCGAUUCAGUAGAUUAG
This is a messenger RNA of Prunus armeniaca (apricot), 366 nucleotides long. Lineage: Eukaryota; Viridiplantae; Streptophyta; Magnoliopsida; Rosales; Rosaceae. The record is from the annotation of a GenBank genome assembly.